Messenger RNA from Hippocampus comes (tiger tail seahorse), 500 nucleotides. Its product is annotated as leucine-rich repeat-containing protein 45-like. The transcript has 2 exons. Gene Ontology annotation, cellular component: centrosome; plasma membrane. NCBI's taxonomy places the organism in Eukaryota, Metazoa, Chordata, Actinopteri, Syngnathiformes, Syngnathidae. The record is from RefSeq and is a predicted model, not a curated record. Bases 236 to 475 code for a protein of 79 amino acids.
AAUCAAACCAGAGCCAAGAGAUAACAAAACCAUAAAUUAACCGGAAGCCAUGCCUGGCAACAGCCAAAGCACUAAAUCAAUUUGAAAUCAUAAAAAAUAGCAUCUUAAAUGUGUUGUACACUUGCAGGAACUUUCCGGCAAGGACCAAGAAAAGGUGACUGAGGUGAGUCGAGUCAGGUUGGAGCUACAGGAGCAGAUUGGACACUUGGAGGCCGAGAGGAUCGCACAAGGAGGAAUGAAAGAGAAGAUCAAUGCCCUUGAGCGAGAGAUUAAAGUACUGAGUAGUAACCACCGAGAGGCGCUGCUCGACAAAGACAGCGAGAUGUCUUCUCUGCUGGAGAAGCUCCGACUUAAAGAGGCAGAGAUCAAGAGGAUGAGGGACGAUGAAGCCCAAAGAGCGACAUAUCUACAGAAUGCCAUCCUCACUUAUGUCCAAGGCUCCCCUCUGGCACAGUACAGCAGCUCCAAAAAAUGACUCGAUGACCUCAAACUAAAAUUCU